AUGACACACGAAGCGGAUCCCGGCUGGCAGUUUCUUCGCCAGUCGCCAGAACAGCUGUUGGCGGCCACGACGAAGAAGUUCGACUCGAAGAAGAAUGUGUGGGUUGCUGAUCCAGAGGAAGGAUUCAUCGCCGCCGAAAUCAAGUCUUCGAAGGGAGACACCGUGGUUGUGGUGACAUCGAAAGGAGUCGAGAAGACGAUCAAGAAGGACGAUGCUCAACAAAUGAACCCUCCAAAAUACGAGAAGACCGAGGACAUGGCCAAUUUGACCUUCCUCAACGACGCUUCUGUUCUUCAUAACCUUCGUCAACGUUACUAUUCGAUGAUGAUUUAUAAUCUCCAUUUUCAGACUUACUCUGGACUUUUCUGCGUUGUCAUCAAUCCAUACAAACGUCUUCCGAUCUAUUCUGAAUCGGUGUGUCAAAUGUAUUUGGGAAAAAGAAGAAACGAGAUGCCACCCCACCUGUUCGCCGUCUCCGACGAGGCCUACAGAAACAUGACUAACGACAAGGAAAACCAAUCCAUGUUGAUUACCGGAGAGUCAGGAGCCGGAAAGACGGAGAACACGAAGAAGGUCAUCUCUUAUUUUGCGAUGGUCGGUGCCUCGCAACAGUCGAAAAAGGAGAAGAGCAAGAAAGACAAAGCACAAGUCUCGCUCGAGGAUCAAAUUGUGCAGACCAAUCCGGUGCUGGAAGCUUUUGGUAACGCCAAAACUGUCCGUAACAACAACUCAUCGAGAUUCGGAAAAUUCAUCCGAAUCCAUUUCAAUCAAGGAGGAAAAGUCGCUGGAGCUGAUAUUGAACAUUAUCUUUUGGAGAAAUCUCGUGUCAUCAAACAAGCUCCAGGAGAGAGAUCCUACCAUAUUUUCUACCAAAUCUACUCGGAUGCCGUCAAAGGACUCCGUGAGAAGCUCUUCCUCACCCGCCCCAUCAAGGAGUACACCUUCGUGUCCCAAGCCGAAGUCACUAUCGAUGGAGUUGAUGAUAAGGAAGAAAUGCUUAUCACUGAUGAGGCUUUCGAUAUCAUGAAGUUCACAGCUACCGAGAAAUCCGAGCUGUUUGCCAUCACUGCAGGAAUCAUGCAUAUGGGAGAGCUCAAGUUCAAGCAGAGACCAAGAGAGGAGCAGGCUGAAUUGGAGGAUGGAAAAGAAGGAGAGUUGGCUUGCAAGCUGUACUGUGUUGAAGCCGAGAAAUUCGUUGGGGCCCUUUUGAAGCCACGUGUUAAGGUUGGAACCGAAUGGGUCAACAAGGGACAGAACUUGGAUCAGGUUAACUGGGCUGUUGGAGCUCUUGCCAAGGCUUUGUUCGCUCGCAUGUUCAAGUGGCUUAUCACCAGAUGUAACAAGACUCUUGAUGCUCAAGACUUGUCCCGUGACUUUUUCAUCGGAGUUCUCGAUAUCGCCGGUUUCGAAAUUUUCGAUCUGAACUCGUUCGAGCAGCUUUGGAUCAAUUUCGUCAACGAGAAACUGCAACAAUUCUUCAAUCAUCACAUGUUCGUGUUGGAACAGGAAGAAUACAAACGAGAGGGAAUUCAAUGGGAGUUCAUUGAUUUCGGACUCGACUUGCAGGCCUGUAUUGAGCUUAUCGAGAAGCCACUCGGAAUCGUCUCUAUGCUUGAUGAGGAAUGCAUCGUUCCAAAAGCCACCGAUCUCACCCUCGCUUCCAAGCUUAACGACCAGCAUCUCGGAAAACAUCCAAACUUCCAAAAGCCACGCCCACCAAAAGGAAAACAAGCCGAAGCUCAUUUGGCCAUCGUCCACUACGCCGGUACCGUCAGAUACAAUGUCAAGGGAUGGCUUGAGAAAAACAAGGAUCCCCUCAACGACACUGCUGUCACUGUGCUCAAGGGCAACAAAGGAAACCAGCUUAUGGCUGAUCUUUGGGCAGAUUACAGUACCCAGGAAGAUGUUGCUGCCGCUGCAAAAGAAGGAAAGAAGGCCGUUGGAAAGAAGAAGGGAAAGUCGGCUUCGUUCAUGACCGUCUCCAUGAUGUACAGAGAGUCAUUGAACAAGUUGAUGCACAUGCUUCACCAGACUCAUCCACAUUUCAUUCGUUGUAUCAUUCCCAACGAGAUGAAGAAAUCUGGAAUGAUCGAUGCCAACUUGGUUCUCAAUCAGUUGACAUGCAACGGAGUGUUGGAAGGAAUUCGUAUUUGCAGAAAGGGAUUCCCCAACAGAAUGCCAUUCUUGGACUUCAAGCAAAGAUACGCUGUGUUGGCUGCCGAUGCCGCUAAAUCUGGAAAGGAUCCAAAGGAUGCUGGAGAGAAGAUUUCUGCUGCUCUCAUCAAGGAUGGCAGCUUGAAGCCAGAAGAAUUCCAAUGUGGUCUUACAAAGGUGUUCUUCAAGGCUGGAGUCCUUGCUCAUCUUGAAGAACUCCGUGAUGAAGCUCUUGGAAAGAUCAUGGCCAAGUUCCAAUGUGCCUGCCGCCACUAUCUCGCCCAAUGCGAGUACAAGAGAAAGUUGGACCAGAAGGUUGGACUUAUCGUGCUCCAGAGAAACAUCCGUGCCUGGUGUACCCUUCGCUCAUGGGCCUGGUUCAAACUGUUCGGACGUGUCAAGCCACUGAUCAAGGGAAGCAAGAAGAACGAAGAGUUUGAGGCUCUCGAAAAGAAGUUCAAGGUACUUGAGGAGGAGAAAACACAGGAAGAGAGAAAGAGAAAAGAUAUGGAGGCGGAGAACGCGAGACUGGAAGCCGAGAAACAGGCACUGCUCAUUCAGCUAGAGCAAGAAAGAGAUUCCAGUGCUGAAGGAGAGGAACGAUCUGCCAAGUUGCUGUCACAGAAGGCGGAUCUCGAGAAGCAGAUGGCCAAUUUGAAUGAUCAAUUGUGCGACGAGGAGGAGAAGAAUGCAGCGCUUGUGAAGCAAAAGAAGAAGAUCGAGCAAGACAAUGAAGGCCUCAAGAAGACUGUCUCUGAUUUGGAAACCACUAUCAAGAAGCAAGAAAGUGAGAAACAAUCCAAGGAUCAUCAAAUCAGAAGUCUCCAGGAUGAGAUCCAAUCUCAAGAUGAGGUAAUCUCCAAGCUCAACAAGGAGAAGAAGCAUCAAGAAGAAGUCAACCGUAAGCUCCUUGAAGAUAUCCAAGCUGAAGAGGAUAAGGUAAACCAUCUCAACAAGACCAAGGCCAAGUUGGAAUCCACUCUUGAUGAACUUGAAGACACCUUGGAGCGUGAGAAGCGUGGACGUCAAGACUGCGAGAAGCAGAAGAGAAAGGUUGAGGGAGAGUUGAAGAUCGCUCAAGAACUCAUCGAAGAGCUCAACCGUCACAAGCACGAGCAGGAGCAAGUGCUGAAGAAAAAGGAUAUUGAAUUGAACUCUCUGCAAUCAAGACUUGAAGAUGAGCAAUCUCUCGUUGCCAAACUUCAGAGACAAAUCAAGGAGUUGUUGGCCAGAAUCCAGGAGCUUGAAGAGGAACCGACAAUGAAAGACAAUCAAGAUCCAAGGCUGAGAAGGCUAGAAAUGAAAUGCAAUUGGAGUUGGAAGAGUUGGGAGACAGACUUGAUGAAGCUGGAGGAGCAACUCAGGCACAAAUCGAGCUCAACAAGAAGAGAAGCUGAACUCGCCAAACUCCGUCAAGACCUCGAGGAUGCCGCUAUCAAUGCUGAAACCAGCAUGGCUGCUCUCCGCAAGAAGCACAAUGACGCCGUCGCCGAGCUCUCCGAUCAGCUCGACACUGUCCAAAAGAUGCGCGGUAAACUCGAGCGUGAGAAGAAUGACAAGCAGAGAGAGGUGGAUGAGCUCCAACAAUCCGCUGAUGUUGAAGCUAAGCAACGCCAGAACUGCGAGAGAAUGGCUAAACAACUCGAGGCUCAACUCACUGACAUCACACUGAAGAGCGAUGAACAAGCCAGACUUAUUCAAGAAUUGACCAUGAGCAAGAACAAGAUCCACUCUGAGAAUCACGAUUUGAAUAGACAACUUGAAGACGCAGAGUCCCAACUCUCGGCUUUGAACCGUAUCAAGCAACAACAACACAACCAGAUGGAGGAGUUGAAGAGAACUCUGGACCAGGAAACUCGCGAGAGACAAUCCCUUCACUCCCAGGUGUCCAACUAUCAAUUGGAGUGUGAACAACUUCGUGAAUCCCUUGAAGAGGAACAAGAUGCCAAGACUGAUGUUCAGAGACAAUUGAGCAAGGCCAACUCUGAAAUCCAACAAUGGAGAGCCAAGUUCGAGGGAGAAGGUGUCACUAGAGCCGAGGAGCUUGAGGAGACCAGAAGAAAGUUGACCCAUAAGGUUCAAGAGAUGCAAGAGCAACUUGAGAAUGCCAACCAGAAGAUUGGAACUUUGGAGAAGACCAAACAACGGUUGGCCCAUGAUUUGGAAGAUGCUCAGGUUGAUGCUGACAGAGCCAACUCAAUUGCUAGCUCCUUGGAGAAGAAGCAGAAAGGAUUCGAUAAGGUUCUUGAAGAAUGGCGUCGCAAGUGUGAGGCUCUUGUCGCUGAAGUUGAACAGAGCCAACGUGAAACUCGCGCCGCUGCCACUGAAACCUUCCGUCUUCGCAACCAACUUGAAGAAUCCGGAGAACAAACUGAAGCCGUCAAGCGUGAGAACAAGGCAUUGGCUCAGGAAUUGAAGGAUAUUGCUGACCAACUUGGAGAGGGAGGAAAGUCUGUUCAUGACCUUCAGAAGCUUCGCAGAAGACUCGAAAUCGAGAAGGAAGAGCUCCAACAAGCACUCGACGAGGCCGAAUGCGCUCUUGAAGCAGAGGAGGCCAAGGUGAUGCGUGCACAGAUCGAGGUGUCUCAGAUCAGAAGUGAAAUUGAGAAGAGACUCCAAGAGAAGGACGAAGAGUUUGAGAAUACCAGAAAGAACCACAGCAGAACCAUCGAGAGUAUGCAAGUGUCGUUGGAAACCGAGAGCCGCGGAAGAGCCGAACUUCUCAAGACCAAAAAGAAGCUCGAAGGAGAUGUCAAUGAACUCGAAAUCGCUCUGGACCACAGCAACAAACUCAACGUCGACGGCCAGAAAUCUAUCAAGAAGCUCCAAGACACCAUCAGAGAGCUUCAACUUCAAGUGGAAGAGGAACAGAGAUCAUUGAACGAGGUCCGUGACCACGCUAAUCUUGCCGAGCGUCGCUCUCAAGUCCUCCAACAAGAAAAGGAAGACCUCGCCAUCAUCUAUGAGCAAUCUGAGAGAUCUCGCAGACAAGCCGAGCUUGAAUUGGCUGAAGUUAAGGAUUCAGUCAAUGAGCUCUCCAACAGCAACUCUCUUCUUUUGGCUACCAAGAGAAAGGUCGAGGGUGACCUUCAACACUUGCAAUCUGAAGUUGAGGAAGCUCUCAGUGACGCUAAAGUUAGUGAUGACAAGGCAAAGAAAGCCAUCAUGGAUGCCUCGAAACUUGCCGAUGAGCUUCGUUCGGAGCAGGAACACGCCAGCAACUUGGACAAAUCAAAGAGAGCUUUGGAAUCCCAAGUCAAGGACUUGCAAAUGAGAUUGGACGAGGCCGAGGCCGCUGGAAUCAAGGGAGGAAAGAGACAAUUGGCCAAGUUGGAUAUGAGAAUUCACGAGCUGGAAACUGAACUGGAAGGAGAGAGCAGACGGCAUGGAGAGACGCAGAAAGUGCUCAGAAAUAAGGACAGAAAGUGCAGAGAGCUCCAGUUCCAGGUUGAUGAGGACAAAAAAUCCACUGAGAGAAUGUACGAUCUUAUUGAAAAACUCCAACAGAAAAUCAAGACAUACAAGCGACAGAUUGAAGAUGCGGAAUCCCUGGCAUCUGCCAAUCUUGCCAAAUACCGCCAACUCCAACACGUCGUCGAAGACGCUCAAGAAAGAGCCGACGCUGCUGAGAACGCCCUCCAGAAGAUGAGACUGAAAGGACGAAGUGCGUCCGGAGUCUUCGGACCGCGUGGAUUGGCGCACUCGAUGUCAACAACCGGUGUGGCCUCCAUCAGACGUGGCGGCUCCCGAGGUGCAUUCCUGGAUGAGGACUUUGCCGAGGAAUAA
Messenger RNA from Caenorhabditis briggsae, 5940 nucleotides. It is a transcript of the gene Cbr-myo-5, whose product is annotated as Protein CBR-MYO-5. The coding region runs from base 1 to 5940 and encodes 1979 amino acids. Gene Ontology annotation, molecular function: actin filament binding; ATP binding; cytoskeletal motor activity. Lineage: Eukaryota; Metazoa; Nematoda; Chromadorea; Rhabditida; Rhabditidae. Gene Ontology annotation, cellular component: myosin complex. The transcript is spliced from 14 exons. The record is from RefSeq and is a predicted model, not a curated record.